Molecule: messenger RNA, 4276 nt
Organism: Syngnathus acus (greater pipefish)
Lineage: Eukaryota; Metazoa; Chordata; Actinopteri; Syngnathiformes; Syngnathidae
Product: band 4.1-like protein 2
Exons: 22
Coding region: 1189-3705 (838 amino acids)
Biological process (GO): cortical actin cytoskeleton organization
Cellular component (GO): cytoskeleton; plasma membrane
Molecular function (GO): structural molecule activity; actin binding
Source: RefSeq, a predicted model, not a curated record
GAUUUCUGUGGCGUGACACUGAAGCAUCCAUUUGCGGGAUAAGCCUCGACAGGUCGCCGCGUGGCGUGGCGCGGCGCUGCUGUGCAGAGCGCCGGUCAACAAGCGGCAGAAGAAGGUUGGCUUGAAUCGGCUUGCAGGUGAAUCGGAGAUGCACGAGGAUAGUCGUUAGGUACGCUCAGUGACCGCCUGGCCUAUUCCUAACUGCAGCCCUUAGCCCUCUUACGUGCACACUUACUGGAUGGGUGGAUGGAUGGAUGGAUGGAUGGAUGGAUGCUCAACAUAUGGUGGGUCCAUUGCAAAAACACACUCUUGUUGUUGUUGUUUAUUAUAAUCAAACAUAUUUUGUACUGAACAUGGUGAGGCGGUCUGUUUAUUUGUUUCUGGUCUUUUGCGAAUGUAAAUUUCCCUUCUGCUAUAAAACAAUUACGCGAGGUCCUGUAAUCUGGGUGUGGGUACAUGUGAGGUACGUGCAAACCCACACUAAAAUGCGAUGACAUCGAAUGGUAUCAGUUACACCGCAUACAGUGCUCAUCAUACAGUUCUAUAGAAAUCCAUGCGUGUAAUCCAGUUUAUUUCUUUGCGUUGUCUUUUAUAAGUAACGUAAACUCAUUGUAAAUCAAGGUACCACUACUAUCCGGAACAGUUUGUUUGACAUCCUUUAAUCCUAAAAUAAAUAUCAUCUAUAACAAAGUCGUAAUUGUUGUGAUUAUUUACUUCUGGUAAAUUUGUGAUCGACAACGACGUCUUUGACUUCAAACUCGGAAUUAACGGAAGGUCGUAAAUGAAGGCUCAAGCCGCUAUUUGUGCAAUAAGGCGUUGCAGCGAGCAGACAUCUCCGUUAGAGGGUGCUAGAGCGCCACACUAGCAAGCCUACAUCCGUGUUGAACGCUCCCUCCGACGCCAUUGGCCAUUCGCGUGGCCGAACGCAAGAUAGAAAUCCCUUUCGACCAAUGACGAAGCGAAACGGGUCACAUUUUUAGGCUAUGGGGCGGGACUCGAGGAUGAUUGUCACUCUGCCAGAUUUUCAGUGAGGAGGACUCGUCCGUCCACGGGAGAUUUUUGUUUGCAGGAGGCUCGCGAUACGGGAAUUCGUUCUUGAGGGGCGGACACGCCGAGGCCAGCACCCGUUGGGAGGGAGCUCCACAUAGUUUUUCAACUGGGACUUGUAUCAAAAAGGCAGGCGCGGCCAUGACGACAGAGGCGGGCUUCGAAACGGAGGUGAAGGACAAAGCGGAGCGGCCGGCUGGCGGCGAAGAGAAAGCCAAAGAGAAGGAGGGCAAGGGGAUAGCGCGCUACCUGCCCGCCUGGCUGAAGAAGCGCACGUCUCCAAGCCGCCAGAGCCCGGAGAACGGUGGCCGAGAGGUGCUCCCGCAAGUGAACGGACACGCCGAGGAAGCGGAAGGCAAGGAGCCGCAACUCAAAGAAAAAGUGCUCCAGUCCCAGCCCGCCGGGGAGAGCGAGACGGGUGAGGGAGGUUGCCGGGCAGAGGAGGGAGCAACCGAGGAGCCGGAGGGCCGGACCUCGACGUUCCGCUCGCCGCUGCGCUUGGUGAGGAAGAGCAAGAUGAAGCUGGCGGUGUGUCACGUGACCCUCCCGGACGGCUCCGACUUUGCCUGCGAGGUGGAGAAAGGCGCCAAGGGUCUCUUCCUGUUCUUCAAGGUGUGCGAGCACCUCAACCUGCUGGAGAAGGACUACUUUGGCCUGACGUACGCCGACCGCCACGACCAGAAGUGUUGGUUGGACCCCACCAAGGAGAUCAAGAGACAAAUCCGCAGCAACAACUGGCAGUUUGCCUUCAACGUCAAGUUCUACCCACCCGACCCCUCGCUGCUCACCGAAGACAUCACCAGGUACCUGUUGUGUCUGCAGCUCCGCCAAGAUGUGGCGUCCGGUCGCCUGCCUUGCUCCUUUGUCACUCGCGCGCUGCUGGCCUCGUACACGCUGCAGGCCGAGUACGGCGACUGGGACCCCGAGCGGCCUCGGCCCCUGGACUGCAUUGGCCGCCUGACCUUUGCCCCCAAUCAGAGCAAAGAGAUGGAAGAGAAGAUUUUGGAGCUCUACAAAGCCCACAAGGGACAGACGCCGGCGCAGGCUGACGUGCACUUUCUAGAAAACGCCAAGAAGUUGUCCAUGUACGGGGUGGACCUGCACCACGCAAAGGAUUCCGAGGGCGUGGACAUCACGCUGGGAGUGUGCGCCAACGGGCUCCUGGUCUACAAGGACCGGCUUCGGAUCAAUCGCUUCGCUUGGCCCAAGAUCCUCAAGAUUUCCUACAAGAGGAACAACUUCUACAUCAAGAUCAGGCCCGGAGAGACGGAGCAGUUUGAGAGCAGCGUGGGCUUCAAGCUGCAGAGCCAUCGCUCGGCCAAACGGCUUUGGAAGGGGUGCGUGGAGAACCACGGCUUCUUCAGGCUCAACGCGCCGGAGGCCGCCGCUGGCGCCACUGCCGCACGCUUCCUGACGCUGGGCUCCAAGUUCCGCUACAGCGGCCGCACGCAGACGCAGACCCGUCUGGCCAGCGCCCUCAUUGACCGCCCGGCGCCUGCUUUUCAGCGCACCUUGUCCCAACGCAUUGGCCUCAGUCUGGAUGGAGCCCCGCGCAUCAGCGUCACAGAGGCGGACCGCGUUGCCGCCGACAAUGGCCAGCGACCCCACUCGGACCUCUGCUCAGACUCCAAGAGUCCGCUGAGAGCGCGCGUGGAUAAUAUUUAUGUCAGGCACAGUAAUUUGAUGUUAGAGGAGCACAAUAAGAGCCAAGCGGAAGUCCUCAAACACCAGGCUAGCGUUAGCCAGCUCAAACGCUCCUUUAUGGAGGCGCUGCCCCCCUCCCCUCCGCCGCCGCGCAACCUCUGGGACAAGCGCGUCGCCUCCUCUCCUCAGCAGCCCACCGCGGCGCCCGUAACAGAAGCAGCGGCAAGCGCAGCAGAUAACAGCCCCGGCCCAGAAGCCGCCAAGACGACGGAAGUUGAAAUCGAAGAAACUGUAGCAGUGCGAGAGAUUUCAGCCUAUGCGGUGGAGCGCGCGCCGGAAGCCCAAGCAACAGAGCAAAAGAUGAAGCAGCGGCACGAGGAGGGUGAGAGCGCUUCGUCCCAGAGCGACGGGGAGGCGGAAUAUUGCCCGGAGAGGGAGGAGCAGAAGAAGUCGGCGGAGCUUAGCCGGCCUGCCGAAGCGGAGGAAGACAAGAACCCAGCGGAAGAAGCCACGGCGACGCCCGGCCAAGCUCCAAAUGGUCCUGCCAACGGCGAGGUGGCGGAGGAUGAGCGACCGGCGCAGGUUAUUUGUUGCUCUCAGCCGCCCGUGGUCAAGACGGAAACGCUGACCAUAUCGGACACAUUUGCGGAGCACAAAAGCGAGAUCGCCACCAAGGAGGUGCCCAUCGUGCACACGGAAACCAAGACCAUCACGUACGAGGCCGCGCAGCCGGACGGAAGCGGCGAUGGAGAGCCCGGGGUCCUGACGACGGCUCAGAGCGUCACCUCGGAGUCGCUGUGCACCACCACCACCACGCACAUCACCAAGACGCGGAAGGGCGGCCUGUCGGAGACGAGGAUCGAGAAGCGCAUCGUCAUCACGGGCGACCGCGACAUCGACCACGACGAGGCUCUGGCCCAGGCCAUCAAGGAGGCCAAAGAGCAGCAUCCCGACAUGUCCGUCACCAGGGUGGUGGUUCACAAAGAGACGGAACUGGCCGAUGAGGACGACUGACCUUGAGUGACUGGAGAGGUGCCCACAAGAUGACAACCAAGUACCCUCCCCCAAAAAGUAACAAUCCUAAAAAGUAUCGUAACGGACACCGAGGAAGCUAAGGAACCACGUUGUUAGCUUAACGUUAGUAGCAUGUUUUAACUUGUUUUUCAUGGCUUCGGCAACGACUCCCGUUUUGCAUUUGGGGAUGACUCCCGCAAUGCUCUCAUCAUUAUGUCUGAAGAAGAAAAAAAAUCAGACUAAACCAAACAUUCCACCUUUCUAGACUGGAUUUUUUUAUUAGAUUUGUUCAAAUUGACACACUUUUACACGUCAAAUCUUCUCAAAGCUGAAAUAUUUGAAUCUCAGGAUGUUUUUAGCCCCGAAAAUAUUUUAGGCAAAUGGAGUCUUAUAAAAACACUUUUGCCAUGACAUUCCAGACUUUCACCUUUUGGAUGUCACAACUAUAUCUGUAGUUUUGCUUUGCCCGCAUUUGAUUUCCUCUGUGAACCCUUUUUUUUUUUUUUUUUUCCCCCUUUCUCUCCCAGUUUCCCUAUUUUGGGGAUGGGGUCAUUAAAACCACUAAAAAUGA